GACGACAUUUCACUUUAGUUGAUAUUUGGUAAUAUAAAUUUAUAUGCUAAGUAUGUUAUUGAUAUUAUGAGUUUAAGAUCAGUCGGACAUUAAGUUUAUAUAGCGAAAUUAUUUUAUGAUGUCGAGGAAAGGAUUUUAUAGAGGGUUAGUAGCCGCCACAGUAUUGUUAGUUCUAUGCGCAACGCUUAAGAAUGUCUGGCCACCCCGAACGCCGGGCACACGUUUCGACAACAAACCCAAAACUGUUUCUGUUCCAACAACGACGUGGCCAUAUAGGCUGGUAGGUAAUGGAAACCAGGAUGACAUUCAGAUUAAUCAAGACAAUUCAACGUACCUAAAUGACAAUGCAAAAGCAUCUCUUGCUAAAGACAUCGAAGGGGAAACACACGUGUCUUGGUUUGAUAUGUGUAGUAGAAAAGAUGAUAAUGAUGUGGCUAAAAUUCAGCAGAAGGUCAAACACAUCAUGUUUUUGAAAGUACACAAGGCUGGUUCAACAACAAUGGAAUAUUUAUUCUUCAGAUUUGGUAUCCAUUACAAUUUGACUUUAGUACUUCCCAAGAAUGGUUUUUAUGUCCUAAUGAGAGAUGAUCUAAGUGACAUUUUGCCUAUAAGACAGGAUGCCCACUACGAUAUGUUAGCCAGUCAUACAAUUUAUAAUUCAACAAAGAUUUCGCGUGUCCUGCCAGAAGACACAAUAAAAAUCGGAAUUAUUCGGGAACCGUUUGACAGAAUGGUAAGUGCGGCAUACUAUUACAGGGACAUAAGAAAAAUGCCAUAUCUUUCAGCUGUACCAAAGGACAAUUUUAUAUCAAACCUCAUUCGUAAUCAUUCUGUAUAUGAUACAAACGAAUUUUCUCAAACUAAGAAUUCUAUGGCAAUGGAUUUUGGAUUUCCUAAAGGAUUGACAGAAAACAUGUCAUAUGCCAUUUCAGCUUACAUUUCAAAACUUUCUUCCGAGUUUGAACUUAUUCUAAUAAUGGAAAGAUUCGAAGAAUCGUUGAUCUUGAUGAAAAGACUCUUGAAAUGGGAUACGUCCGAUAUAUUACACAUUGCAACGAACAGAAACAAGCAUAUACAAGUGACACCUGAUACAGAAGAUCUGGCUAAGUUUAAAUCUAUGUGUUUCCUGGACUAUGCUAUUUACAAUCAUUUUUGGAGAAUAUUUGAAUCCAAGAUAGCAUCUGAAGGCAAAAGUUUUAAAGAAGAAGUCGAGUACUUUAAAACCGUAUUGGAUAGUGUUAACGCAUUUUGUAGGAAUGUGAAGGAGGGCGACAAUUUUAAGGUUGAUGGGUCACAGUGGAACUGUCCAUUCACAUUGACUAGUAGAGACUGUAAAGCUAUGGAAAUGGAUUUAGAUGUUAUAUCUCUCCCGAUUUUAAGGGAACGACAUAUUAAAAUACAAGGCCUUUGAAUAUUUUUUUAUUUUCCUCAUCAUUUGAUGCUGGAGUGUCGAGGGCAUCCCAUUAAAGACCUUACAAUAUCAUUUUUUAAUUUAAAAUGUUGCAUUUUAGACUCUAUAUGACAAGUAGUGACAAGAAAAAAAUAUAUGAAAUAAUAAAAAAAAACAUAUUUUCCCAUUGUUGUUUCCAAAGCAUCUUUCUAAAGACUCUUGAUUGGCUAUUUGAAGAUUUUUUUUAAUCAACAUACAUGUAUAGGCUUACUUUGGGCUUCCUUUUUAUCUGUAGUUAUCUAGUUCCCGUUCUUUAUCAAAAUCUAAUAACAUGUUGUUUUUUUUUGUUUUUUUUU
Molecule: messenger RNA, 1746 nt
Organism: Ruditapes philippinarum (Manila clam)
Lineage: Eukaryota; Metazoa; Mollusca; Bivalvia; Venerida; Veneridae
Product: galactose-3-O-sulfotransferase 2-like
Exons: 2
Coding region: 116-1411 (431 amino acids)
Biological process (GO): glycolipid biosynthetic process
Cellular component (GO): membrane
Molecular function (GO): galactosylceramide sulfotransferase activity
Source: RefSeq, a predicted model, not a curated record